Molecule: messenger RNA, 3118 nt
Organism: Daktulosphaira vitifoliae (grape phylloxera)
Lineage: Eukaryota; Metazoa; Arthropoda; Insecta; Hemiptera; Phylloxeridae
Product: proton-coupled amino acid transporter 1
Exons: 10
Coding region: 255-1781 (508 amino acids)
Biological process (GO): amino acid transmembrane transport
Cellular component (GO): vacuolar membrane
Molecular function (GO): amino acid transmembrane transporter activity
Source: RefSeq, a predicted model, not a curated record
UAUCUUAAUGAUAAGGAGAACAAUACUAUGUUGAAAUCAGAAGACUAGAAAAAGGAAAAGGAAAAUCUUGUAACUACUUGUGUCGAUACAAUAAAAUACAUUCGAAAAUGUUGUACCUUUGUUAAAUAUGAGUAUUCCAGGUUAUAAGUAUCAGUUCAGGACAAAAUAACUUUUUUUAAAUGUAUGACAAUUUUUAAUUGAGUGACCCAUAUGGUUAAAUUUUGAAUUGCAUAUUCUAAGGAUUUCACGCUAACAUGUCUGUCGAAAUUAAUGGUGAAAAUGUUAUCAACAACGGACAAUCCAAAGUCCAGAGCGAUCAAAACACAAUGACUAUUCAAACACCUAGAGUUAAUGAAGAUAAACCUCUUUUAACUGGCACAACUACAAUGUAUAAUAAUGGAAACACCUGUCUUUCCCCACAAUCAAAACAGUUGCCUGAAAAAGAUAUUUCAAUUAAUUCAACUAAUGUUAUCAAAACAAAAGAUGGUAUAAUAAUUUCAUCUGAUUGUAACCCAUUAUUAAAUCGUCAAAUUGAAAAUCCAACAUCGAAUUUAGAUACAAUGAUACAUUUAUUAAAAGGAAAUAUUGGAACAGGGAUUUUAGCCAUGCCUGAUGCAUUUAGGAAUUCUGGUUGGUUUGUGGGCUUAAUUUGUACAGCUUUAUUAGGUGCUAUUUGUACACAUUGUAUGCAUGUCUUGGUAAGAUGUUCUCAUGAACUUUGCAUUAGAACUCAAACACCUUCUUUGUCAUUUCCUGAUGUUGCAGAAUAUGCAUUUGAAUGUGGACCAAUUAAAACUCAAAAGUUUUCACGUUUGGCAGGCAAAUUAGUUAAUAUUUUUUUAGUAUUAACACAAUUAGGAUUUUGCUGUGUAUACUUUUUGUUCGUAGCCACAAAUCUUCAAGAGGUAAUUGGUCAUUACUUCUUUUACAUGUCCGUGCAGUCCUAUUUAGUGUUGCUUUUGGUGCCCAUGGUACUUUUAAAUUGUGUUAAAAGUCUCAAAUAUUUGACUCCUGCAUCUCUCUUAGCUACAGUUCUUACAAUAGUUGGAUUAGGAAUUACAUUUUUCUAUCUACUUCAAGGUUUACCUAAGACAACAAGUGUUAAAGCAUUUUCUUCUUGGAAACAGUUACCAUUAUUUUUUGGUACAGCUGUUUAUGCUUUUGAAGGGAUUGGAAUGAUUUUACCACUAGAAAAUAAUAUGUUGAAUCCUGAAGCAUUUGGUGGAUGGACAGGUGUAUUAAAUACAGCUAUGGUUAUUGUAACUUGUCUUUAUACGUCUAUUGGUUUUUUUGGCUAUCUACGUUAUGGAGAUGCUGUAAAAUCUGGAAGUAUUACAUUAAAUCUUCCUGGGCAAGAUAUUUUAGCUCAGAGUGUUAGAGCAGCAAUGGCUCUUGCAAUAUUUUUGUCUUAUGGUCUUCAAUUCUAUGUUCCUAUUGGAAUAAUUUGGCCUGCUGUUAAAGGAUAUUUUCAUACUCAAGCUAGUCAACGUAAUGCUGAACUUUGUGUACGAGUUUUUCUUGUAACACUCACAUUUGCAUUGGCAGCUGCUAUCCCAAAUUUGUCUGCAGUAAUAUCUCUUGUUGGAUCAUUCAGUAGUUCAGCUCUAGCAUUAAUAUUUCCGCCAAUUAUUGAACUAAUGACAUUUUGGGAACAGAGUUCUGGAAAAGAAUUUGCGAUUAUGUUUAUUAAAGAUAUAAGUAUUAUUUUAAUUGGUUUUAUUGGAUUUGGUUUUGGGUCCUAUGCUAGUUUAUGUAACAUAUUUCAGCCUGUAAAUGCUUAAUUUUAGACUGGUUUGUAUAAACUACUCUUAUUAGUAUUUAACUUUUGAUCUUUAAUAUCAAUUUGUCUUCCUAUGUCAGUCAAUAAUUUUUAGUUGUGUAAUUAUUCAUUAUAACUAUCAACUAAUUAACUAUUCAUUAUACUUAUUGUAUAAUAUGGUGGUUUUGUUAAUUUUUGUUAUUUUUAUUAAAAAGAUUUAUUAAUAUUUAAUAAAUAUACCAUAAAGAUUAAAAAUGCUAGAUUACACAUUAUUACACUGUGUAUAGUGAGAUUUUUAAAUAAUUAAUUUAUGUAACCAUUAAGUAUUUCUUAGAUGGAAGUCUUUCACUCUACAUUAAAGUAAAUUUUAACAAAUAAUUAUUAUUUAAAAUUAUUGUUAUAAUUUUCCUUGUUAUGUUACAUUGAUAUACUUUGACAGUUGUAAAUGUAUGUUUUUUUAUUGAUAAUUGAUCCUCUGGGUUAAAUUCAAUUAUUUUACAUUUUAUCAUAAAAUUUAACUUGUACAGCUAUGUUUCUAAAGUAAUUUACUGCUGUUUUUGAUUUAAAAAUUUUUAUAAAUUAACUAAAAUUUGUCUGUUUUUUAGUGGAUAUAUAAUUUCUUAUCUUUAAAAUUAUGUUUACUAUAAAUUCCUUUAAAAUGAGGAACAAAUUAGUAAUAAUUGCUGAUUGGCUUUAUGAAAAUAUUUAACAUUCCUUUUUUGAUAUAAAAUUUUAUGUUAGGUUUCAAAACUAGAGAAUAAUUUUUUUUACAAUAAAAUUGAGUUUUGGUGGUGUUUAGGUUCAUCGAAAAUUUAUAUAUCUACAAAAUAUCACAUUAAACUAUGAACCCAUUUUUCAAAUUUACAAAUUUAUUAUCUUAGAUAUUAAAUAUCUCAGUAAAUGUAUACAUGCAUUUAUUUAAAACAUACGAAUAUUUUAAUGUGCUUUUCAUAUUAUUAAUUAAUAUUAAUAAAUAUUAAUAAUUGAUAAAUUUAAAUUAAAUUAGUUCAAAAUACAAUUUGUAAUUGUAUAAAUUAUUUUAUUUUUAACUAAGUUCAUUUUUAUUAUCACACAUAUUUAGCAUAAUUUUUGUUUAUUAUUUCUUAUAAUAAAUUAAACUACUUUUUAAAUAUAUUUAUAAUUUCUUGUAUUUUGUUUCCUAAUUAAUUAACUAUAUAUUGUACAGUUUAUAAUUUAUUAUAUUAUUAUUGUUAGUCAUUAUUAACAAUGUAAAAUAAUCAUGUUGCUUUUUAAUCAUAUGUUUAUAAAUACUUUAACUAUGUAAUGAUGUUGAAGACUAUGACAAUAAAUAUUAUCUUAGUCAUACUUUAUUGUUAAAUAUAUCAUAAUUAUUCUUUA